Sphaeramia orbicularis (orbiculate cardinalfish) is the source of this 1492-nucleotide messenger RNA. It is a transcript of the gene gdf6a, whose product is annotated as growth differentiation factor 6a. Gene Ontology annotation, cellular component: extracellular region. The coding region runs from base 175 to 1491 and encodes 438 amino acids. The record is from RefSeq and is a predicted model, not a curated record. Gene Ontology annotation, molecular function: cytokine activity; growth factor activity. Gene Ontology annotation, biological process: BMP signaling pathway. NCBI's taxonomy places the organism in Eukaryota, Metazoa, Chordata, Actinopteri, Kurtiformes, Apogonidae. The transcript is spliced from 2 exons.
GCAAAAACGCACUUCUUCUGGUGCGACCGGAGAUCGCGCAAAAGUAGCAGCUCCUCGAGCAACUGACGCGCACAACCACCUCCACCACCUCCGGCUCCGGCGUACCCGCGAACCCGACCUGACUUGAGCGGGGGGACGAAGUUUCCCCAACAUCUCCCGGUGACUCUUCCAGCCAUGGACGCAUCUCGAGUGGUAACGCUCUAUCUGCUGGGCCUGCUCCUUGUUUUCCUUGGGAAUAUACCGUGUUUCCAGUCAGCUGCUCUCAUCUCUCCCUCUGCGCCGAGGAGGAACAGGGGAGCCCGGAUCCCUCAUCAGGACGGACAAAGGUCAACCAAAUUCCUAAAAGACAUCUUCGCGUCCUCGCAUCCUAUCAUGAGUCACCACAAAGACGACCCAAAGGACGCUAUUGUGCCGCACGAGUACAUGCUCUCCAUAUACAGGACCUACUCCGCAGCGGAGAAGCUCGGACUAAACGCAAGCUUUUUCCGCUCUUCUAAAUCUGCCAACACCAUAACAAGUUUUGUGGACAGAGGAACAGACGAUCUUUUGCACUCUCCACUGCGAAGACAAAAGUAUCUGUUUGAUGUCUCAACCCUUUCAGACAAAGAGGAGCUGGUCGGGGCGGAAUUAAGGAUAUUUAGGAGAGCGCCGGGGGAUUUGCAGACUUCCCUGCAGACGACAGGCCUCUACGACAUCCAGCUCUACCCCUGCCGCUCGGACCGGCUGCUGGACUCCAGAUCCUUGGACCCGCUGGACUCCACCAAACCCGGCUGGGAGGUUCUGGAUUUGUGGGACAUGUUUAAAACGCAUCAUCAUCAUCAGCAGCACCAGAACCAGCUCUGCUUCCAGCUCCGGGUCACCCUCGGCAAAUCUGACACCGAGGUGGACCUGAGGCGGCUGGGGUUGGACCGGAGGGGCCGGUCCCAGCAGGAGAAGGCCAUCCUGGUGGCCUACACCCGCUCCAAGAAGAGGGAGAACCUGUUCAACGAGAUGAAAGAGAAGAUCAAGUCGAGGAGGUCGGUGGGAGAGAAGGAGGAGGCGGCGGUGGUGGUGAAGGCCGCAGAGGAGGAGGCGGAGGAGCAGGCACCGAGGGGGGGCAGAGGAGAGGGGCCCCGGCGGCGGAGGAGGACCGCGCUCAGCAACCGGCACGGAAAGAGACACGGGAAGAAGUCCAAGUCCAGGUGCAGCAAAAAGGCGCUGCAUGUGAAUUUCAAAGAGCUGGGAUGGGACGACUGGAUCAUCGCACCUCUGGAUUAUGAGGCGUAUCACUGCGAGGGGGUGUGCGACUUCCCCCUCAGGUCACACCUGGAGCCGACCAACCACGCCAUCAUACAGACGCUCAUGAACUCCAUGGACCCCAACAGCACCCCGCCCAGCUGCUGCGUCCCCACCAAGCUCAGCCCCAUCAGCAUCCUCUACAUAGACUCCGGUAAUAACGUGGUGUACAAACAGUACGAGGACAUGGUGGUGGAGCAGUGCGGGUGCAGGUAGC